CCUCGCACGGGACAGACAACAAAGCGCGGCGCACUACCGUUGACGUUAUCCGCUAGUUAGCUGCUAAGUUAGCCGUCUCGGCUAGCCCGGACGAGCAUCAUUGUUCGCUGGAGUUGUGUGGGCCGUUUGUUAUGGGUCGUGCUCGUGUUGUCGCUCUUAUCACCUACAGUCGGCUCACGGACCAGGAAAAUAACUCAACGACUUCGGUGGGAGAAAAAACGGGUUAAGAAUGAUAUGCAGCCUUUUUCUUGACCCAUAAACCGUCCGGUGUAAUCCGACUAAGCGCCCAGUUCUUAGAUCAGAGGCCGCGGCACCAAUUCCUGAACACUGAGCUUAGCUGGGAUGACACUUAUUGCCAACCCAUAGUUUUCCUGCCCGCCGGCAUCCAUCAUGAACAUCAUUCAAGACAAACUAGGCAAUGAAUACCUGCGCUCCAACGGGAGCAUGGACUCCAACUUUGGCUCUGGCAUGAUAAUGUUCAGCCACCUCCCUCCUGUGACCAGUUUCACACGGUUGGCCGCCCACUCCGUUAUGCAGGACGUUCAUCCUCAAGAAAUGAUCUUGAAGAAGGAACGCGAGUCGCCUGACUGCAUGGGUUACCAAGGUGGCCGCAUGGGCUGUGCGGGCCCGGGAGACUAUGUUCACGCCAUGGGUAUCAAGCAGGAGAAGCUGUCGGAGCACGAUUAUCGCCUGCCGGUUUACCCAGGAGGGCUGGGGAAGAGCACUGAGCUGCUGGAGGUGGCUGUCAGCAACAACCAGAACCUGCUGGUGCAUGACCUCAACAUGGGUAACCUGCCGGGUCAGUUAGGAAAAGAGCCCACUGGGAGAAAGGGUCGUAGGUCAAAUGGUGACGGACAGGAGGGUAAACCAAGAAAGAAGAGAAGCGAGGCAAAGCAAUCAAUGAUGCUGGAUGGCAGCCUGUCGCCGGGAACAAAGCCGCACAUCUGUGAGCACUGCGCCGCAUCCUUCAGAAGCUCCUAUCACUUGCGCAGACACGUUCUCAUCCACACAGGUGAAAGACCCUUCAGAUGCAAUCAGUGCAACAUGAGUUUCAUUCAAAAAUACCUUCUCCAGCGACACGAGAAAAUCCACAGCGGAGAGAAGCCAUUCAGCUGUGACCAGUGUAACAUGCGGUUCAUUCAGAAGUACCACAUGGAGAGGCAUAAGAGGACUCACAGCGGAGAAAAGCCGUACAGAUGUGAGACCUGCCAACAGUAUUUUUCUAGGACAGACCGACUGCUUAAGCAUAAGCGGACCUGUGGAGAACCCAUAAAGAAGGGCCUGGAUCCUGGCAUGAUGGACCUGGGUUGCGUAGACUUAGGAAAUGGCAGCUAUGGAAUCACUCAGGGAAAUGCCGGGAGAAAGAGGGGGAGGUCCAAAAAUUCCGGAGAGGGAGUGGAGCGCAAGAAGAAGAAGGGGGACGGCGGAGCGUUGCGGGUACCGCAUAUUCACGGGGACGUGGCUGAAGGCUACAGCAUCCACGAUUACUCAAUGGAGAAUCAAACCGUAUCCUCCUCCACUGAGCCGGGCCCCAGCAUGCAGCAGGGCCACCAGGGCCGUGCCCCGAAGAUGGCAUUCAAGAAGGCCAACCGCAAGAGCCUGGAUAAAGCGGCCCUGGGACAGGCCAAAGCGGGCUCGUUGGAGCAGAGCGAUGGCAUGGAUGGCCUGGGCCUCAUGCAGGGUAACGGGUCUAAAGGAGGGCCCACCAGCACCAGCAACAACAACAACUACGACGACGCCAUGCAGUUCCUCAAGAAGCGACGCUACCUUAACGCGGCCAACGGUGCUAACUCGUCCGGGCCGGGUCUGGGCGGAGGAGCCGGCGGCGAAUACGACGUUGGUCACUUGUCCUCCCAGCACUCGGUCAUUCAGGGCGUCGUUUCCAGCGUGAUGGACAGCGACGCACCCCUGAGCCUCGACAAGUCCGGCAUCCCGGACGAGGUGCUGCAGAGCCUCCUCGACCACUACACCCAGAAACCCGACGGCUCGCACCACGACGUCCACUUUGACAUCGGCGACCAUCACGCGGAGCUUCACCACGCCGCGGCGGACUGCUCCGACAUCGGCCACAACCCCGGCAGCUCCAGCCCGUCCGGGGACAAGACCGUCAUGAUGCACGAGUACUCUCGCUUCCUGCUGCAGGCUUUGGAGCGCACCAGCCACAGUGCCGGCUUCCCGCCGUUCACCAGUUCCCAGGGAAACCCCCUCUACGCCGACAAGAACAUUUACACUACGUCCCCGAUGGAGUGCGGGUUCGGCCAGUCGGUGGCCUCGCCUUCGCUGCCCUCCUCUGUGCCAAAGUCUCACUUUGCGAUGCUGACGGGAUCCUCGCCACAGCACAGCUUCCACCUGAGCGGCCUUGAGGCUUCCACGCACCAGCAGCUCACCCCUUCUCAGGAGCUCACUGACCAGAUGGAGAAGCAGCACUCCUCCACUCCCCCUUCCUCCUACCAGAUUAGCCCGUCUGACCUGAGCACCCAGAAGGUCCAAGCGCCGCUCAAGAACGGCACGGUGGUCUACCCGCUGGCCCCCUCGCAGGAUUUGGCCCCUCUGGACUCCUCCAAGCCUUCGUACCAGAUAGAAAACUUUGCCCAGGCCUUUGGCUCCCAGUUCAAGUCAGAUGGGCGCGGCCUGUCUUACGGCAGUGACUCGAGCGGGGAGGUGGAUCACAGGAUACGGACGCCUGUGUCUGAAUUCUCAGGGUAUAGUAGUUUGUUAUCCGAUGUCAAUGAGCCAGUAAGUACAGGUUCCAAAACUACAACAAGCCAAAGCUACAGAUGAGCGUCUGAGAGGGAGAGAACACUCGUUCAUUCUGGCGUUCUCAUUUUUAAUUUUAGUGCACCUAAUUUUAUUAUUAUUGUUUUUAUUAUUAUUAUUAUUAUUAUUAUACUAAUGCUGGUUUUGUGCCCUCCUCUCCCCACAAUAAGCCCACAUGGCUUUCUGCAAAUGCAAUUUUUUUUAAUUAUGUUUAUUUUAAGUUAAAUAUGUAUUUACUGUUAGUUCUUGUCCUAUUAGUGGCAUUGUGUCUGGUCAUAAUUCAUGAGCUGAAAGUCCAUUUUAGAUAAUUAUAGCGUAGUAAAUGGCAUACUUCUUUUACAAUGGGUUUUUGGGCAAUCAACUUUACAAUUGUGAAAGGAUAAUAAAUUCCCACGAUGGCAGGGAAUAGCCCAGAGUUAAAAUGGCAAAAAAGCAACAACAAAAAAAGAAGCUGUCUGUUACAAGGUUUAAAGUAUUACUCAGGAAAAAGUGGAAAAGAGAAGUCUACGAGGUGCAGUGAGCGCUCGUUUCAGAAGUUGAAGUUUGUGACUCACAGGAGGUUUUGUUACUUGUUGAAUGAGUGUGACACAAACCGACUGCUGCCAGCUCAUCUGAGCACUGAAAACACUUUCUACUCAGCUAUAUAGAGAUUAUGGUACUUUCGUGUCAAUGUGAAACUCCUCUUUUCUUAAAUAAGGGCCAUAUAUACAUAGAUAUAGAUAUAUAUACAUAUAUCCAUAUCUAUGUAUAUGUCUAUAUUUAUAAGAAUAUAUCUUAAUGUAAAAUAGCAAAUUUAAUCAUUCUAGGGAAGUGCCAGUUGAAGUUGAAGAAUGAGGGCUGGUUCUGGGGUAAAUGUUGUCUGAUAUAUUUUUGGAGAACAAAAAUGAUGUUUGGGCUUAUCUUUGGCCAAUAGAGGCUGCUGUUGGGCAGAAAAAGAAUGCACCCACCCACCCUCUUCUUCCUCAGUUCUGUUAUUUCUUUAAUAGAAUCCAGUUAGCACUUUGAGCCGUUUUUCUUACAUUGCAUUAAGUACCCUGUCGGAUCAAGGAAGCUCAAGCAUCAGGAAUGGACUGGCUCUUUGACCGAUGUGUUUGGACAUAUGCAGAUGUGGUCUCUGGGUUGAGCAUAUUUUGGCUGAAUGAUGUGGAUACCCUUUGUUUGGGUAGCAUGGUUUAUAUGGGGACGUUGGGAAGGGGGUGGGGGGCAAAGGGGUUGGGCGCGGUUGAUAAAUGAAAGUGGGAUUCUUUUCAUUUCAUUUCCUUUCUCCCUACUUUUAGGGAGGGUUUAGAUUGGUUGGGAGGGAUGGUGUUUUUUAAAAUGAAGUACCAUUUUAAUCGGGAUAAUGUAAAUGUAUUUCAAACCUCUAGUUUUAGUUUUGACUUGUUACCCAACUUAGAAGCUUUGCUUUCUUAAUGAAUUUGAUGACAAAUGUGUUAGUGAUCAAGUAUUUUCUUCAGCUGUUACUGAGAGGCAGCCAUAUGCAUACUGAGCAAAAGGGCGGCUGACCAAAAAGUUGUAUGCAUUUAGGCAUUUCACGUGUGCUGGCAGUACUAAGCAUUAUUGUCCCCGUUAGAAUUUGGGUGCCUAUUCCUGUGAAGUGCAGGCUGCAAGAUAAUUGUCUAGUAAAUGUAAAAUGUAAUUUCUUGCCGAUUUUUUAUUUUAUCCCCAUGUAUUUAUGUACAAUUCUUUUGUAAAGCCAACAAUAAGUACGCUGUCUUCCUACAACUGGCCUUAAGUGCUGGAAAAUGAUAUCGCUCUGCUGAAUGAGUGUUUGAACCCCUUUACACCCCGACGGCCUGUUUUCAGCAAUCAUGAAACGCGUCAGAGUGAAUGCAAUGCUUAACAUCUGGAAUAAUAUGUUGCCAUGCUGAACAGUUAAAACGGAUUUGCCUUGCAUAUACCUCAUAUCACAUUAAACCAGGAUAAAGGAGUGAAGGUUUGAUGUAUGUAGCAGAGCUGCUGCUGUAUGUAUGAGGAAAAGAUGUCAUGUUCUGUGCGACUAGUUUUGUGUACAUGCCGUUUAUGUGACCCACUAGGACUUGGUUGCUUAUGGGUUCAUGUAAAUGUCUUAUGCCAGCCAGUGUUCAGUCUCUUCAGUUUGACCGAACUCCAGAUCUAAUUAGCCAUAUUGUUUCAAUAUGCUUAUUGUUUACAAAGAAAAUGUACAAAACACUAAAUCUUAUUCUGACCCCUGUAUAAAUUGUAUUUUACUAUAUUGCUUCCCCCCUUUUUUUUAUUUUAUUUUUUAUCGGCGCCAAAUUUUGUAGCUGAUAUCUUCCCGCUCCCUGUGACAUGUAUCAGAAGACUGUACUUGUCCAAUGAAUUUAAAACUGAUUAGGGAGAAAACAAUAAAUACUGUUA
Molecule: messenger RNA, 5118 nt
Organism: Pungitius pungitius (ninespine stickleback)
Lineage: Eukaryota; Metazoa; Chordata; Actinopteri; Perciformes; Gasterosteidae
Gene: znf281a
Product: zinc finger protein 281a
Exons: 8
Coding region: 391-2781 (796 amino acids)
Biological process (GO): regulation of transcription by RNA polymerase II
Molecular function (GO): DNA-binding transcription factor activity, RNA polymerase II-specific; RNA polymerase II cis-regulatory region sequence-specific DNA binding
Source: RefSeq, a predicted model, not a curated record